AUGAUCGGCGACCUGCUUGCCCAGAUCACCGGCGAUGGGGAUGCCGGCUCUACUACAGCAAACACGUCCCAGCUUCCAAAACGCAAGGCCGGCGACGAUCUCGCCCGUCCCUCGAUUUCCAAAGCACCACGGACGGCCUCUAUAGGGGGUGACAACAGUAGCAGGCUCUCAAACUCACGUGGGCCCCUCGACCUGCGUACAAAGACUACGCUUCCAACACUAUCACACGCCUCAGAACCAUCCCGUGUCCGGCCAGUCGCUUCGGUGUCCGGCCCAUUUAAUUCCACCGCCCCAUCUAGGAGAUUGUCUGCCACUCCGUCACGUUAUGGCGCCACAACAUCUCAGCUGUCCUCAGCAACGGAUAGAGGCAGAGGGCCUGUUUCGACAGUGCUGGGUGGCAACAGAUCGCAUUCUGAUGUCACCUCCUCAGCCUCGAAGCCGGCGCCCAAGAAAGGAUCGUACCUCGAAAUCAUGGAACGAGCAAAGGCGGCUCAGGCGGCGAUGGGUCAGGUGGGCAAAAUCCAGCAUAAACCACUGGAGAAAGGGCCGACCAAGAGGGAGCGCAUGGUCGUGCAGGCCGAAGAGGCUCGAGUAGCCAAGAACAGAAACGGGAAGUCGAAGAUGGGCGUCAAACGACCGAUGCCACGGCCGAGCGUGACAAGGCCGAUUAGCAGCAGACCCCUGUCUGGGCCACGGGAGUCACGAACGGGAACGAACCGUCGUCCGAUGGGCAACGUUGCAGAAGCAGGGAAGACCUCCGCCUCCGCCCCCGGACGUAGCGAGACGGCGGGCCGAAAGUCUGGCCCCAGCAAAGAGGAAAAGCAGCCCAAAAAAGCGGCAACAGCCACGACGGGCUAUCAGGGCACAGCAAGGCCGCGCCCAAACUCGUCGACAUCCGCGACAGCGUCCCGGCCAGAUUCCGGUACAGGCGAUUCAAAGUCCAGCUACCGUCCAGCUGCCCGACCCCGGGUGCCCUUUGGUGGACCGCGACGAUCGCGGUACGAAGAGGAGAUGGACGAGGAGAUGGACGAUUUUAUCGAGUACGACGACGAUGACGACGUCGGCCACCCAGAGCGCAGAGGCCACGGUUGGUCUGACGAGGAGGACGGAUUCGAGGACGAGUCUGAUAUGGAAGCCGGAAUAUCAGACAUUGAUGAAGAGGAACAUAUGGCUGAGCGUGUGGCACGGCUAGAAGAUGCCCAGCAAGAGGCGUUGGAGCGGAAGCUCAAGGCAGAGAAGGAACAGCGGAAGCGACAGGCGGUGGCAUCGUCUGACUAUCGGAGAACCAGUGGCAGCGGACUGUUGCGCCGAUAA
Molecule: messenger RNA, 1314 nt
Organism: Grosmannia clavigera kw1407
Lineage: Eukaryota; Fungi; Ascomycota; Sordariomycetes; Ophiostomatales; Ophiostomataceae
Product: chromatin spt2 protein
Exons: 2
Coding region: 1-1314 (437 amino acids)
Source: RefSeq, a predicted model, not a curated record